AAGAACAUGGUCCAUUUCUGGGAGGCGGGCAAUGCGCCUGGCUUUACUUUUGCAUUUUUUACGAUUUCACCCCAGGGUUGCACUUCCCCUAUGAAUGGCACAUUAACAAAUUACAUAUCCAUUUUUUUCAGGGUAGACAAACGGGUCAGGCACAGAAGCUUUUAUUUUAUUUCACCUUUUGAGAAAAACGUACUGGUGAACUAUCUGUUUGCUCUCUGCAGGGCAGCAGAACUCUCCAAAUUAGCUUAGCUCUAUGUUUUGAUCAGACAUUUGGCCACCGAUUAACUGAAUCAUGACAAAGAUAAGUCCUGUCGUUGAGAUCAAGAUGCCAAUGGAAGCAGCUUUGCCAGUUUCAGCUGAUGUGAGCUUUGCUUCUAACAGUUUCCCCAAAUAUAAACUAGGGCCUGAUAAUCAGGUUCUGGAGGAGCCAAUAGAGGAUAACCAAGGUCCUUUAUUGAAGGAGGUUAUUGAACAGGAAGCUUCCCAUUUGUCAGAGCAGCACAAGCGUCUCUCAGUCCGUGACCUUGCCAGUAAAUUUGACAAAAACUUGACUGCAGCAGCUAAGCUGUCUAAUGAGGCAAAGCUGAGAGAAGUGGCAUCUUUGGAGGGACAUGUUCUUUUGAAAAAGUUAAGAGAUGCAUUAGAGUCCUUAAGAGGCCGUUUAGCAGGGAAAAAUAAGGAUGAUGUAGAGAAAGCUAUCUCUAUGGUGGAAGCUUUGGCGGUUAAGCUGACUCAAAAGGAAGGUGAAUUGAUUCAAGAAAAGUUUGAAGUGAAAAAGCUAGUGAACUUUCUCAAGCAGGCUUCUGAAGAUGCUAAAAAAUUGGUUAAUCAAGAAAAGUCUUUUGCUUGUGCUGAAAUUGAGAGCGCUAGGGCAGUGGUGCUAAGAAUUGGGGAGGCCCUGGAGGAACAAGAGAACGCUUCCCAAGCCUCUAAGACACAGGAUGUGGGUGAACUAGUUGAAGAGGUUCAAGAGGCUAGAAGGAUCAAAUUGCUGCAUCAGCCAAGCAAGGUGAUGGCCAUGGAACAUGAACUUCGUGCUUUAAGGGAUCAAAUUCGAGAAAAAUCUAUUUUUUCAAUUAAACUGCAGAAGGAGUUGACAAUGAGCAAGAGGAGUGAGGAAAACAAAUAUUGUGUAUAUAAACUACAUGGUUCUGAGACAUUAGGUUCAUGCCUACGAGUGCAGCCUUGCUCGGAGGAGGUGCCACCAAUUUCAAAAUGCUCAUUUCAAUGGUACCGCUUGUCAUCUGAAGGCAGCUGGAGGGAAGCAAUUUCAGGAGCCAACCGAUCAAUUUAUGCCUCAGAUCCCUCUGAUGUUGGGCGAGUCUUACAAGUAGACAUUAUUUCCAAUGGCAAAAAGCUUACAAUAACGACUGGUCCUAUUCAGCCUGUUGCAGGACUUGGAAGCCAUGUGGAGACACUUCUACGAAAGUCUAAUUCAGAAUUUAAUGUAGUUAUCUCUCAGAUGAAUGGACAAGAUUACUCAUCACAUUCUGUUCAUUCAUUUCAUGUGGGGAAAAUGAGGAUAAAGCUAUGUAGAGGUUGGAUAACAAAAUCUAGAGAAAUAUAUUCCCCAGCAAUGCAGUUGUGUGGAGUUAGAAGUGAUGCCAGUAAUGCAGCGAAGGCAGUGUUUUGGCAAGCUAGAAAGGGUCUCUCGUUUGUAUUGACAUUUGAAUCAGAGCGAGAAAGAAAUGCUGCCAUCAUGGUUGCCAGGAAACAUGCUCUUGAUUGCAAUGUUGUGCUCGCAGGGCCAGAUGAUUUAGUGUAGAAGAAAACCUAACUGACUGAGUUUCAACAAUUGUGAGUAUUGUUCUGAUUUUUGGGUGUGAGUAUAUAAUACAUGAGUGUGGCUAUUUGGUUACGAAAGGGAUGCUUUGGAGCCUUGUAAUUUGGGUUUCUGCUAACUUGGUUGCAUUUUUAGGCAUGUUUUUUUAUUUGCCUAAUCAUAUGUUGUAACAAAUCCAUGUGGGGAUGAUCAUUAGUUCAUUUGUUUAUUGUGUCUGAUUUGCAAAUUCCUGCAACAAAUUGUCCAUCUUUCAAGUUUGCCUCGUGACCUUCACUUUCUUCUGCAAUGCUCAAGUGGAGCAUAUGAUCAUGCAGAAAACAGAAGGCAGUAUAUCAGGGCUUAGUUUCCUGUUGGGAAGUUAUUCACAGUUAAAAUAAUAUACUACGUUGAAACCCUCCUCAAAUGGAGGUUGCACAGUGA
Molecule: messenger RNA, 2203 nt
Organism: Neltuma alba
Lineage: Eukaryota; Viridiplantae; Streptophyta; Magnoliopsida; Fabales; Fabaceae
Product: stomatal closure-related actin-binding protein 3-like
Exons: 14
Coding region: 293-1765 (490 amino acids)
Biological process (GO): actin filament organization; regulation of stomatal movement
Molecular function (GO): actin binding
Source: RefSeq, a predicted model, not a curated record